AUGAAAAGACAUCAUGAUAUCGAAUCUGCUAAAAGGCAGAGAGAUAACCUCGAAGUCCGCCGUCAGCAGCAGGAACUUGCAAGCUGCAGAAAGCUCUUGCAGUCUCUACAGCUGACACAGAGGGAGCUACAGGAAUGCUGCAGGAAGAAGGACGCCGAAUUGAUUGCAUGCAAAGCUCAAGCAGAGCGGGAAUCUGCAGAGAGAGCUGAGGCAGAAGCGACGUGGGCCCGCACCAUCGAGGAACAGGUUCAACAAAGAGUGUCGGUCUUGGAAAAGGACUUUGCUCUUCGCAUAGCCAAGAUCCGCAAGAAGGUUGCAGAGAGAGCAGAGUAUAAUCACCUUCUCGAUGAGUUGCUUGCCGCUGGAAUAUGUUUCAUGCCAACAAAUCCAAAAAGGGCACCUGUGUGA
This is a messenger RNA of Eimeria mitis, 408 nucleotides long. RefSeq lists its product as uncharacterized. Bases 1 to 408 code for a protein of 135 amino acids. The transcript is spliced from 5 exons. The record is from RefSeq and is a predicted model, not a curated record. NCBI's taxonomy places the organism in Eukaryota, Apicomplexa, Conoidasida, Eucoccidiorida, Eimeriidae.